Molecule: messenger RNA, 1423 nt
Organism: Aureobasidium musti
Lineage: Eukaryota; Fungi; Ascomycota; Dothideomycetes; Dothideales; Saccotheciaceae
Source: the annotation of a GenBank genome assembly
UUUCGGAGAUGCUGAUAGUGAGAGUUUGGCCGAAUGGGACAUUCUGCCUUCUAUCUCUCUGUCUCCUUCCAGCAUGUCGACACCGAGCAGUAAUACUCUACCAUUUCCAUUAGAGCUGAUUUACGGCAGAGGUUUUCGGAUGCGACCCUCAGUCGACACUCCUAACUUCGACCGCAACCAAGCGCUGGUCGCUGCCUUGUCACAUUACCUGCCACUCGACGAAUUGUCAUUCCGAUCCAACAAUUCUGAGGACUGGCUGAGAAUGUCAUUUCUGAGUCCUCACAACAGUGCUCUGUUCAACCCUCGUGUGCCCGCACUCGCUGCAGCGGUUGACACACUCAGCCUUACUCAUGCUGCUGUCAAAUUACAGGACGAUAGCCUCGCUCAGCAAGCAAUCAAAAGAUACAUCAUCGCAGUCGCGUUGUUGAGAGAAUCGAUCGCACAAAUAUCCGACUAUGAUCGCAACGAAGUCCUCCUAGCCAUCUUAAUUCUCCAGAUCACUGAGGCGGGCGGUUGGCUAACCCAUGUAGACGGAGCUGCCAAAGUAUUUCAGUAUGAAGGACCCAGGCUUCUGAAGUCUGUGUAUGACACAGCACUUUUCAGCCAUGUUCGUCGGUAUGCUAUCAUUGGAGGUAUAAUGCGUAGAGAGCAUACCUUUNUCGGUUCAUCCCAGUGGCUUGCCGUGUCUCAAUCUGCGCCUGCAGCCGACCAUGAAACCCGUCUCUUGGACAUCGGAUCAACGAUACCUGCUUUGCUUGCCAGAACAGACAAAGUCCGCAUAAACAAUGCUCCUGAGCAUAUCGUCCACGAACUGCUUCAAAAGCUGGACUCUGCCUGCCAAGCGGUAACGACCUGGCUCAACGAAUUCUCCUCAUCAAUGGAACACGAAAUAAGCACCACUAUCGAUAUCAAGGAAAUGGAGGCAUAUAAUGAGGAAAUGAACGGUGACUCAACCUUCCUGCCGGUUUUCAGAUUUGCCUCUUUCAGGACUGCUUGGCGUAUGACUCUGGGAUGGACUUUCUACGUUACCAUUUUGAAAGCCAUUCUUGUUAUCCUGACGGAAAGGAAAGAGGUCUCGUACAAACACGAAGCAUCAGAUAUCGGGCUCAAAAUAUUUCACGUGGUCACCAAUCUUUCCAUGGUCAUACCACAGCUCUUUGCUCGACACUUUGGAGCCAUGAGUCGUGUGGCUAUGAUGGUGCCACUCAGAAUCUCGACCGCGUUCUACCUAGCUCGUGGUCAAACAAAGGAGCUGGACUGGUGUAGAAAAGUAGGAAAGGCAGUUUUCAGCUCGCGUGAGGGACUGAAUCAUAUCUGGGUUCUGAAUAACAGGAGAGACUACAUGUCCGCUCGAGCAGGUCGUAACAAGCAAGAAGCUUUGGCGCUCAAACGUGGGGAUAGUCUUGCUGAUCCGUUAAACCCC